CGGAAACAUCUCUCUCGUGGAUGGCAGCCUUCGUGCUGUGCUGCGCCCGGAGGUGGACGAGGCCGAUACGGUCGCGGCGGAGAGUGCGCACAGGUGGCGGAUGGUGAUCUCCUACGACGGUACCAAGUACAAAGGUUGGCAGUAUCAACCAUCACCUCCAACCAUACAAUUCUUUUUAGAGAAAGCACUAAUACACAUAACAAAGCUGGACCGGAAGGAGCUUUGUUUGGUUGGUGCAGGAAGGACAGAUGCAGGUGUUCAUGCACGGGGUCAGGUGGCACAUUUCACCACGCCUUUUGCCUACCAUUGUCUCGAUAGCUUUCAUUCUGCAAUCAAUGGGCUUCUACCUCCUGAUAUUCGAGUUAGGGAAAUUAGUGAAGCAAGUCCGGAAUUCCAUGCUCGCACAUCCUCAAAGAGCAAAAUAUAUCACUACAAGAUCUAUAAUGGAGCAGUUAUGGACCCCUUCCAUAAUAAUUACGCCUACCAUAGUGCACAUAAACUUAAUCCAGAUGCUAUGCGGGAGGCUGCAAAGCAUUUUGUUGGAGUACAUGACUUCACAUCUUUUGCCAAUGCAGUACACAACGAUCGUGUCCGCAGUCCCAUAAAGCAGAUAUCACGCUUUGAUGUUACUGAAAUGGAUGCUAUCAUACAGCUCGAGGUUGAAGGCACUGGGUUUUUGUACAGACAAGUGAGGAACAUGGCAGCUUUGCUAAUUCAAGUUGGGAAGGAGGGACUGCCUCCUGGAAUCGUCCCAAAAAUAAUUGCUGCAAAGGACCGCAAAGAACUAGCGAAGGUGGCCUUUUUAGCACCACCUCAUGGAUUGUAUCUCAUGUCAGUCAACUAUGACAAAGAAAUUUUGAAGCCUCCUGAAGGGUCCCCUCCGAUUAGCUUUGGUAGGAAUCAUCAGAUUAGUAGAUGCAAACUUUUGUUCUAUUGAUUCUUUCUUGAAGAGCUACUAGUAGUAUGAUUUCUGACAGUUACGUUUUUUUUUCCACUGAGACUUCAUAAUUUGGUAGGACUCAGAUGGUUGCCAAGUGUAAACAUGCAUUUUUUUGCCAAUGCAUGGAAAAUAGCUAUUCCCUAUUUUUGAAUUUUCUA
Lolium rigidum is the source of this 1098-nucleotide messenger RNA. RefSeq names its product tRNA pseudouridine synthase A 1-like. Gene Ontology annotation, biological process: tRNA pseudouridine synthesis. Lineage: Eukaryota; Viridiplantae; Streptophyta; Magnoliopsida; Poales; Poaceae. The record is from RefSeq and is a predicted model, not a curated record. Gene Ontology annotation, molecular function: RNA binding; pseudouridine synthase activity. The coding region runs from base 101 to 937 and encodes 278 amino acids. The transcript has 7 exons.